CAAGCAUUCGGGUUGGGGCUUGCGAUCGACGUCCGCUCAGUUUUUUGGCAAACACUUUCUGACAUUAUAAGCAACGGAUGGCUCGGAGUCGACGUCGCAUUACACGUUCUGCAACUCAAAAGUCACCAGAACGCUCGCCAAGCUCAUCACGUUCAUCGUUGACACCGAUGGAGGACGAACCAGAGCCCACGCAGGCGGAAUCGACACCAACUAAGCCAGAUGAAGAUGUGUGCCCAUCAUGCAGAGAAGGCGUACAGGGCGAAAAGAGUAGCUGGAUACGCUGUGAUGCCUGCAAGAUUUGGUUCCAUUGGGCAUGCGUAGAGAACGGAAGUGACCUCGAGUUGAUUAACAAAUGGUUCUGCGGGCCAUGCAUGGCAGAGAAGCCGUCGCGUGUGAUGACGCUCAAGGUUCCUGCACGCAAGUCCUCACGGAAGCGUACACAAUUGGACUACGCGAACCUCAACGCAGGAGUCGAAUCCGACCCGAGUAGAUGGUUACGAGUCAUCCAGAGCAAGCCAAUCAAGGACGACAAUUUCAGGAGAAUGAAGGGUGCCGACGUGGGCCUGGAAUGGUUGGAGAACGACGAAGCUGCGAUGCAUGAACCAAUUGUAGUGGAGAAUCCGGAGGGACUGAGAAUGAAGAUGCCUCCACCCGAAUUCUCGGUUCAAGACGUCGCGGAUGAAGUUGGCCACGAAACACCUGUGGAAGUCAUUGAUGUUGCCUCACAGUCAAACUCGCCUGGAUGGACGUUAGGCCGUUGGGCUGAGUACUAUAAUACAGAACCUUCCAAACGAGACAAGAUCCGUAACGUGAUAUCGUUGGAAAUUUCAGGGACAAAACUUGCAGACCAAGUGUUACCCCCAAGACUUGUGAGAGAAUUGGACUGGGUUGAAAAGUUCUGGCCAAGUACACGUAAAGGGAAGGGGCAUGCAUACCCCAAGGUGCAGCUGUAUUGUCUCAUGGGCGUCGCUUCCGCGUGGACAGAUUGGCACGUAGAUUUUGCUGGCUCGUCAGUGUAUUAUCAUAUACUUCGUGGAUGCAAGGUAUUCUACUUCAUACGUCCCACGCCAGCCAAUUUACAAGCGUACGAACGAUGGUCUGGGACUGAGAUGCAAAGCAAUGUCUGGCUAGGUGACAUGGUGGACGAGGUGGUGAAGGUCACUCUUCACGCAGGCAACACGAUGAUAAUACCAACAGGGUGGAUACAUGCUGUGCACACCCCAGUAGAUUCUCUAGUCUUCGGCGGAAAUUUCCUACACUCUUACAACAUUGCAACGCAGCUGAAAGUGAUUGACAUUGAGAAAGCAACGCAUGUGCCCAAAAAAUUCAGGUUUCCGUUGUUUGUCAAGCUCUGCUGGUAUGUAGGCGACAAAUAUUUGCGAGACCUGAAAUCGAAAGAAGAGUUUCCUCCUCGUGUUCUGGAAUCUCUUGAAGCUCUUGCCCAUUUUCUCGUGUCGGAGUCACAAGCCAUGGAACGCGGGACGGAGGUAGCCAAACGGGAAGCCAAGGAAAACGUCCCAAGUGAUCGCGUGAAGGACGCACCAGCGAUGGCUCGUGAGCUGAGGUGGCGUGUGCGGCUUGCAGCAGGAGCGACGAGCGAUGAUGAGGACAUCGGGUGCCUAGUCAAGAAGAAUAUGGUGAAUGGUCACAAACGGAAGCGGUCGCCCACUAGUGCAGCUGGAUGGGAUGUGGUCAAUGAACUUCCCCGGGAAUCAGACGAGCGGGUCAUGAAUAUUCACCCCCCAAAGACAUCGGAUAUGUGGGAACGAGAAUGGACGGAGUGGAAUAAAGAGUUUGAAGGUCAGGAACAUGAGGAACGGGCGACUGUGGAGACAACGAGAGAUGUGAUGAUCAAAGUUAGGAAGACUGAAAAUGGGGUAGAAAGACAGCGGAUAGAGCGGGUGAUGGAAAAGUGGGUUUGGAAACCUGAGUCUUCGAAGCCAGAAGGUGUUCCUCAAGAUGUCGAGAUGAAGCCUAUAGAAGACGCGCCCCUAGGAUGCGAAGAAGUGACGAAGGAAGAGGAACAGGGGGCUGAAGUUCAUGUCGCUUCGCCGCUGGAGACAACUCAAGCGAUGGAGGUGAUUGCUUAG
Molecule: messenger RNA, 2090 nt
Organism: Suillus subalutaceus
Lineage: Eukaryota; Fungi; Basidiomycota; Agaricomycetes; Boletales; Suillaceae
Exons: 9
Coding region: 78-2090 (670 amino acids)
Biological process (GO): protein demethylation; regulation of transcription by RNA polymerase II
Molecular function (GO): histone demethylase activity; transcription coregulator activity
Source: RefSeq, a predicted model, not a curated record